AUGGAUGUGGACAUCGACCUGACCGAAGAGCCCGCGGGCGAUCCAGCGCAGUCCGACCGUCCUAAUGACCCCAUGGAAGUAAUCGAGGUCGAAGAGACGCCCCCUGAUGACGACUUGGCAAUGGCCUGCGAAGGCACGCAGGUCGCCGUGCAUCCCGUCCCUCUGUCCAAGGGCGAAGGCGCAAGUCCGCCCCGAGGGGAGUCGGGUGGCGGGGAGGGGGGAUGCGAGAGCGCGGCCGCCGCGGCAUCGCUGCAGAUGGAGGUGGAGGCGGUGCGUGACCUGCGGGAGACAACAGAACAGGCAUGGGCGUCGGAAGGUGCUGGGCAGCAGCAACCCAGCCCCAGCGUGACAGAUGAAGAAUGCCCCAAACAGAUCACCGCAAACGCCUGUGCUGGCACUGCACCGGCCAACACGCCAGAAGCGGCCACUCAGGGCGAAUCAGCAUCCAUGGCGACAGGCGCCCCGGACGGGCCCCCCGGAUGGAUCAGCGUCCCCUCCCUGCCCAUCGCGCAGUGCCUGGCCUGCGACAUCUGCGGGGACAUCCUCAGGGACCCCCACACCUGCCUGCUGUGCCUCCACUCCUACUGCUACGAGUGCAUCCGCGCGUGCGUCACCCCAGGCAGCUACGGCAACACCUGCCCCGUGGGCGGCUGCGGCACGCCCGACAUCACCGGCCAGCAGACGACCAAACUGGGCAGCUAUCCAUUCGACGAGAAGAAGCAGACCAUCCGCCACGAUGCCACCCUCAACGAGAUCAUAAAGAGGAUAUUCCCGCGGCCGGGGCUGGACGAGCGGCUGGAGGCGGCGCGGGCGGAGCGGGAGGCGCGGAUCCGGGAGGGCCGGGAGAGGGCCAGGGCCCCGCGCAGGAACUUUUCUGGCAGGUCCCUGGGGCACAGGGAUGGUUCCGGCGGGUGCUUGGGGCCCGCUGCGAGCCGCAGGGUCAGCCGAAGUGGUGCGAGCAAAGGUGCCCUGGCUGGCAGGAGCUUGGGGAUCGACCAUGAGGCGAGGGAACCCGGAGAGGGGAUCUCCGUGCCGGCUGUUGGCCCUGUGAUCGGCGGGGCGAAGGGAGCGGGCCCUGCGCCUGGGGCGGGCCUGAGGGAAGUGCACACGCUGCGAUCCCGCAGCGCGGAUGCCGAAAGGAAGGCUGGGAAGAAAUCUGGGGGCCAGGGCGAGUGGCGGGGCUCCGCGGAGAGCCGGCUGCUCCGGCAGACUGCGGAUCGCGCAGCGCGCAGGUCCCUGGAAAGAGGCCAGGCCGUGCGGCGGGAAGAGGCACCGCAGAGGGAGGCCAAGCCUGGCGCCCCGUCCUCGAGCAACUCGAUGAAAAGGCGAUCGUCUGAUUUGUCCAACUGCGGCAGCACGGGGCGGAACCACAGGCAGAGGGCGGAGCAGGCGGGGUGCCCGGGGCACAGGGAGGGGGAAGACAUGGUGAUUGCAAUUUUUCCUUCGGAUUUCUUUCACGCAAAGAGGGCCCUGCCGCCGCUGGAGUUCAACUACUUUCGCCUGCCGUGCGCCACGCCGGUCGUCGAGGUGGGCAGGAUCGUCCUCGAAGAGCUGCAUAUGGAAGAGGGCGUUGAUCUGUUCUGCAUGGGGCGGCGUCUUGGCGGGGAGGGCCCGGCGACCCUGGUGGAGGUGAGGGGGGCGAUCUGGGAGAAGCAGGGCGCGGAGGAGGAGCUGCUGACGCUGUACUAUGCCGCCAAGGGCGCGGAGCUGUGA
Ostreobium quekettii is the source of this 1713-nucleotide messenger RNA. NCBI's taxonomy places the organism in Eukaryota, Viridiplantae, Chlorophyta, Ulvophyceae, Bryopsidales, Ostreobiaceae. The record is from the annotation of a GenBank genome assembly.